UCAUCAAUGUCAGUCCCGUUCAGGCACAAUGUAUUAUGUAUUCCACUGGUGCCUCGCAAGACUAGGUGAGGGUUCUCGAGCAUUUCAUUGGCCAGUAGAAUGGCGACUGUUUCCUUUGCGGGAUCACCAUUCACAGGGUCCCCGACAAACCCCUGUCAACACUUGACAUCCAAACCCUGCAUAUCUCUUUGCCCUGUCCUGCCACACCUGCCUUAUCAACAACGCUCAGCGGAUACCAAUCCGAUAUGCUCGAUUGACUCACCGCUGGUCGAGGCCGCCCAUGAGGGACGAAGGAGGCUGAAGUCAGAUGCUAUUACUACUAGUGCCGACUCCAGAGCUCAAUUUUCAGACACAUGGCGAUACCGGUACAACAAAGCUGCAUCUCGCCUAGGGGCGCGUCGUCUCGCGGCGGCCUGGCGGGUUCUUGUUUCGCCGCUAUCAGGAUGCAGUAUUGUACGAAAAAAAAGAAGGAAAAAAAAAAGCCGUUCUGUGUCUCUCGACUCAAUCAACAGAGCCAUGACAGCAGCCAUGACGAUACUCUGCUUUUUAAUCAACGAGGGCACGCCUUGUAUAUUCAAAUUCCGGCUGCAAAGGUGCGAUGCUCUGGUUUGGCUUAAUAGCGAACUCUUGGUUCCCAUUUUAUCAAAAGAGUAUGCACGCACGAUUGCCAGUAACUGUGGACGGCCGGAAGUUUCUAGAUCUACGGAAGGUUCCAUGUGUUCGUCCCCGUCAUCUCCUUGCGCCCGUUGGUUUUUUCGCUAUGUUGUUUUACAGCUUCACUCACAUGUCUAUUCUGAUCUCCGUUCUGAACGGCCCACGAGAGAAACAGAUUGCGAUCAAAUGGUUGGCCAGGCGAGUGCGCCGAAGAGAAGCCAGGAUAAGAGAAUGCGGCGGUUGCAGAACCAACCACAGCACGUCUUCUCUUGUCAUCGCUCCUAAAAUUUCCAACCCUCCUUGUCGAAAUGGGCGGGGAAAGAAGAUCGAGAUGGGCCAACUCAUACCGUGACUCUUCCACCAAGCUGCGUUGUAGUGUUACUCUUGGCUGAAUCCCAAUCACUGGCUAGGCUGAUUCCACAGAGUCCGCUACUCGCGAUGGCUGGGUUUGGCGAAACAGUCGAGUCGCUCCUGGAAACAUAUUCCAAGUGUUUGUCGCUCCUGAAGGGCUUA
Messenger RNA from Colletotrichum navitas, 1167 nucleotides. RefSeq lists its product as uncharacterized. The transcript is spliced from 2 exons. The record is from RefSeq and is a predicted model, not a curated record. Lineage: Eukaryota; Fungi; Ascomycota; Sordariomycetes; Glomerellales; Glomerellaceae. The coding region runs from base 100 to 939 and encodes 279 amino acids.